CCGGGAAUGGCUGCAGCCCCAGUUCGAUGUUGACCAAUAGCCAUCGUGUGUCCCUAGCUACCACGCGCAGGGUAUCCGCCGCCGCCGAUGUCGCCGUCUUUUGGGAGCCUCCAGAGUUCCCGCAGGGGCGCCCACAUUGGAUCUGGCCGUCGGCAUCUCCAACCACACAUUUUUGCUGCCUCCGCACCACCAUUCGAGCUCCACCCUUUAGUCGGCGACUCUACUUCUUCGUCCUUCGCCGCAAGUCACACGUCCCAUCAACCCUCCGAGACCACCUCGCUCCUGCACCGUACACAAGGUGUUCGAUCAUUUUCUCCAAUAGGAAGAUGCCUCUCCGGCUCACAGAUAACCACAUAGCUGCACCGAGAACUCGCCAUGUCCAGACAUGUCCUUAGGCAUUCCAAGAAAUCUUUCUUUAAAGGAAAUCGCUCGGAACUGCCAAGAGCUUGGGGCUUUGAAUGGCGGAAGCAGUGACUACUGCUGUCGCCAUCGGAUGGGGCAUGAGAGCAGCAGGGUGGGUAGCUUCGCCCAUCAUCUCCGACCUGUUCAAGAAAGCAUCCUCCUAUCUCGGCUUUGAUGCAUCGGAGAAGCUGAGUGAGCUUGAGCCGAAGAUUUUAUUGCUGGAGCGGGUGAUUGGAGCGGUUGAGGAGAGCCCUUACAGGCCUCGGUUGGAGGGGCUGUACAGCAACCUUAAAUCCGCUUUCUACGACGCAGAAGAAAUCUUGGAUGAUGUUGAGUAUUACCGUCUUGAGAAGAAGAUACAAAAUGACAGGCUCAAGUCAGAGGUCGCCGGGCCUUCACGUCGCUUGAAGGAGAUCUGGUCCGCGACGGCGAAGAGCUCUCCACUAAAACAUAAGGAGAGUGGUAUGUCAAAAGUUAAGUUGAAAAAGAAGCUAGACAUAAUAGAAGAAGUCAUAAAUGAUGCAUGCAAAGUUUUGGAACGGAUGAACCUGCCAAGCAUAAGUGGUGCAAACCAGAGCCAUGUUGUUGCUGCCAACUCACGAGGUAGUGUCACUACUUCGCGGCCUCUAUCAAAGAUAAUUGGGCGAGAUGAAGAUUGUGAGAUGAUCGUAGCAAUGCUUCGUGAGAAGGAAGACUAUGGUCAGCCUGACAUCAAUAGUGUUACAUGUUAUUCUGUAGUUGGCAUUCAUGGCAUCGGCGGUUCUGGGAAAUCAACCCUUGCGCAACUUGUUUGUGCAUGUGAGAAAAGGGAUGUCCAUUUUGACCUUGUAAUGUGGGUUCAUGUUUCUCGGGAUUUUUGUGUGGAUGCCAUUUACAUGAAGAUGUUUGAGGCUGCUACAGGUACUUUGUGCCCUCAAUUGGAAAAUCGUGACACCUUGCAAGAUAUGUUGGAGGAGAAACUGCAUGGAAAACGUUUCCUUUUGGUAUUAGAUGAUGUUUGGUACAAUAUUAGAGAUGUGACGCAGGCUGAGAAUCUGCAACAGAUACUCUCACCGCUGAAGGCUGGAGAGGCAGGAAGCAAGAUCCUGGUGACUAGUCGAACUGAAGAUGCAUUGUUAGCUCUGGGUGCCGCGAAGCAGAGAUGUAUUCCCAUAUCAGUCCUAGAUGAAAAUGUCUUCUGCAAUUUGCUCAUGCAUUAUGCGCUCCACGGCGUACGUGUUGAUGAUCAUGCUCGUAGAACAUUGGAAGGCAUUGGAAAAGAGAUUGCAAAAAAGCUGAAGAGGUCACCUCUAGCAGCCAGAAUAGUCGGAGGACAGUUGCGUCUAAGGCAAAACGUUGAGUUCUGGAGAAGCGUUCGAAACCGGGACCUUUUGAACGAGACCAUGGGAGCUCUGUGGUGGAGCUACCAUCACCUUCGUGGGCAGGUCAAGCGAUGCUUUGCUUUCUGUGGUAUAUUUCCUCGAAGACAUUUGUUGAAAUGUCACGAGUUGGUAAAGCUAUGGGUUGCAGAAGGGUUUGCUAGAUGCACUAGUGAAGAGGAGGAAAUGGAAGAUGUUUGUCGGGAAUACUUUGAUGAACUAGUGUCAGCCUCGUUUCUGCAGCUUAAAGCAAAGGAAUAUCCCCAUGAGAAGGACUACUAUUUAGUUCAUGAUCUGUUGCAUGAUUUAGCGGAGAAGGCCGCUGGAAGCGACUGUUUCAGAAUCGAAAAUAGUUGGAAACUGCAAGGAAAAUGUCCAGCAGUGGAAGUUCCUCCAAACAUCCGACAUAUAUUUAUUGAGACCUAUAAUGAAGAAUUGGUCAUUAAGAAGAUAUGCCAAUUAGAUAACUUACGCACUCUCAUUAUUGGUGGUGAAAAUAUACCAGGAGCAGUUGGGGAGCAAGGCCUGAAGUGCAUGUUUAAGAAGCUGAGGAAGUUACGUGUGCUCACCAUAAGUGCCAGAUAUUCAAAGGAGGAAGAUCUUGUCUCCUUAGAUGUGCGAGUCCCAGCAUGUAUUGGUCAGUUAACGCACCUGAGGUAUCUUGCUUUACGGGCUAGACUUUUUCAUAUUAGACUUCAAAGGAUAAUUUUACCGGCCACUUUUACCAAGCUAUACCACAUGCAGAUUCUAGAUUUUGAUUGCUUUGAGAUUGUGGUGUUUUCCUCUAGUGAAGAUAUUUGUGGCCUCAUCAAUUUGCGGCAUGUACUCCUCUCAGAAGAUGUGGAUAUCCCAAGCAUCGGCAAGCUGACGUCACUCCUAUCGAUGAAAGUCUUCAAUGUAAGAAAGCAACAAGGCCACGAGUUAGAGCAACUCGAGAACCUAAACAAACUUCGCGGCCAACUCUGGAUCAAAGGCUUGGAAAAUGUUGAAAGCAAGGCAGAAGCUUUCAAGGCCAAUCUGGCCGGGAAGGAAGGGCUCAGUGCACUAAAAAUGUCAUGGCAGAGUGGUGAAGCGAGUUCAGAAGCUCAGGCAGAGGUACUAGAGGGUCUUUACCCACCCAAGGAUCUUAAAUCACUGAUUUUCGAAGGUUACCAAGGUCCGAGGUAUCCAAGUUGGAUGCACGAUGGUGGCCUAAAGCACGUGAACCAUCUCUAUCUCUUCGAGUGCAUCCCACAACCUGGCCCUGAACUUGUUGCGUUUUGCGCUCGUCUCCGUGAGCUCGUGAUUGAGCACUGCAGAUGGGGUGCCUUGCCAGAUUACGUGGAGUAUCUGACAUCACUGCAGAGCCUAAAGAUAUCGUACUGCCAGAAUAUUCGGUCGCUUCCAACAUUGCCGCCGUCUCUUGAGAAAUUCACACUGAAAGGCUGCAAUGUGUCGAUGAGCUCGUGUUGCCUUGAGCACCUGACAUCACUGCACACUCUGGAGAUCUCAGACUGCGGAUCCCUUCCAGCACUGCCGCAGUCUCUUGAGCACAUAGACCUGUAUUGUUUGUAUGGCUCGUCUCCCAUGGAGCACCUUACGUCACUGCAGAGCCUGGGCAUCUAUUAUUGCGAUAGUGUUUUUGCUGGUGUCACUGCACUACCGCAGUCAAUCAAGGAAUUCACUCUGAAUACCUGCGAUAAAGUGUUGGCGAGCUCGUGCAUAACAGUUGGAGGUUCAGGUUGGCAAAAGAUUAAGCACAUUCCGUACGCAUCAAUAAAAGGUGCUAGAAACACGGAGGUCCUGAUGAAAAUGGGAGUUGUACAAGACAGGAAUCAAUGGAUGGAAGAGAUGGCUAGCUCGUUAUCACAUUUUCUGUGACUUCCUACUGCGUCAAGUCGUGGCCCUUAAACCUGGCUGCUGCUGUUAUCAGCUACACACGGUGCAAAAUUUGACCGUGUGCCAGCGAUCGACACCGACUGUAUUUGUUCCCCGUAGGCUAUGGUCCUUAUAACGUGAGCACUGAAUUCCAAAAAAAUGUAAGUCCUGUAAUAAUGUUGUGAAACCAUGAACACGGGAGCGUAGGCGUCUCAUAUGGUUUUUAAUGCUGUACAAUGUUGAACACCCAAUCUACUUUGUUCCAUAUGGUUUGCAAUACACUGUUGAAAUAUAAGCGCGUCCUUGCAUGAAUAAAGUACAAAAUAAUUCCUUCCU
Messenger RNA from Lolium perenne, 3953 nucleotides. The record is from RefSeq and is a predicted model, not a curated record. Lineage: Eukaryota; Viridiplantae; Streptophyta; Magnoliopsida; Poales; Poaceae.